UUCCUUCUUAAUUUUUACCAAUACCGUACCAUGUAGAAAAGUUUUCCUUCCGAUUCAACGUUAUAAAAUUUGACGGAAAUCAAGAUCAAAUUGUGUAAAAUGUUUCCUGUUCUUUCCAGAAUCACAGGCAUAUCUACCAGAGCCUUUUCUUGUUUAACCACCCAUGGAAAUAAGACUGUCCUAAAUUCAGCAUGUAGAGGUCGUCCCCUGUCUUCAUGGUCAUGUCAUUUGAAAGCUUCACCAGCCUGCCCAUGCCUUAUCCAGUGGAAUAAAAACACUUCAAAUAGAUCUUACUCUAGUGAGCAGGCAUCAGGCCUACCCAUGAUUACCAGCAGAGACUUACUUCACCCUGAUCCCACGGUAGAACCUAUUCAGGCAUGGCUAGAGACCAUAAAUUCACUAGAAGAUAACAAGCUUGGUCUGCUGGAUCUUCAUCCACAUGUCUUUGCUACAUUUCCAAGGUUAGACAUCUUGCAUAGGAAUGUACUGUGGCAGAGAAAUUACAAGAGAAUAAGUAUGGCCAAGGCUAAAAGUAGGGCAGAGGUGAGAGGAGGCGGGAAGAAACCAUGGCGACAGAAGGGUACUGGACGAGCACGACAUGGCAGUACAAGAUCACCUAUCUGGAUUGGAGGGGGUAAAGCAUUAGGACCCAGGGGUCCCAGAAGCUACUGGUACGUUUUACCUGAGAAGAUUAGAGCUCAUGGUUUGAGGGUAGCACUGACUGUCAAAUACACUCAAGAUGAUCUUCAUAUAGUAGACUCUCUGGACAUACCAUCAGCUGACCCAGGGUACCUGCAGGAUCUAUGCAAGGAGCGUUAUUGGGGAGAAUCUGUGCUAUUUGUAGAUGUCCAAGAUGUUGAAGAGAUGCCGCUCAACUUUUUAGAAGCGGUGAAUGGAAUCAAGACUUUUAAUGUGCUAUCAGCUGAAGGUCUGAAUGUUUACAGUAUGUUGAAGCACAAGACACUGGUACUCACCCUCGAUGCGGUCAAUCUUCUAGAGCAGAGGUUGCUACAUUACCUGUACAGCUACAGCACACCCAAGCUUACCAAGAACCUACCAAUCAUGAAAACCCAGCUAGGUCUAGAUCCUUACCAUCAAGAAAGGCUCUUCAGGACUCAGGAGACAGAAGUUUAGCCCUUGACAGUACAUCCAAGCUAAUACUAAGAACCUACCAAUCAUGAAAACCAGGCUAGGUCUAGAUCCUUACCAUCAAGAAAGGCUCUUCAGGACACGGGAGACUGAAGUUUGAUUCUUGUCAACACCCUGAAAUCUACCGAUCAUUAACACCCAGCUUGGUCGAGUCCCAGGGCUAUUACCAUUGACUAUUCACAGAAGAGGAGAAUCAAGUUUAGUCCUAUGAUUGAAGUAGGUUGAAAUACCAUGUAUAAAAGAGGUUGUAUGUUUGCUGGUCAGGUCUAUGGUCACUUCCAUUAUCAGAGUGUUUUUUUACCAACACUGUAUAGCUGUACUUUAAGAUGUUAUUUAGCUGCAGUGAUUUUGUCCAGGAAAGAAAGAAAAAAGCUAUUUAGACUUGGUAAUUUUGAUGACAUCGUUUGAAUGCUGCGAAUUGCACCUACUUGCUAGAGUGCAGUGUUCUUGAUAGAUGAAUGAUAACCACAUUCAUAGGGAUCUAAGGUGGUCUCUCUACAUGGGAUGUUCAAUUACAAAAAGGUUGUAAGCACUACAUGUAUUCAAUGCAGUUAUACAUGUAAGUCCCUGUGCAUCUAAUAUGAUGUAUAGUUCAUCUUAAGUACAGUGAUAAAUACAUGUGCGUCAUGUACAUUAUUGGCAUUGCUUCGAUAGAGAUAUUGGUUGUCAUGGUGGCUUCCUCAUUUAACUGAUGUACAAAUACAGUCAAGGAUACAAGGUUCCAUGCAUCCAUCCACCUACAGAUGUGUCUAAGGUCUUCUUCCAAUGCAAACAGGUCAGGGCCCUGUUUCAUUAAACUUGUUAUCAAGAACAAGUUACAAAAACUGUUAUAAGCUACUCAUACUCAAAUCAUUGCAUUUGAUUGGCUGAGAUCAAAUUUGUAAUAAGACAGUUGUUAUUGAUGGUAAGUUUUUAUAAAACGGGGCCCAGGGUUUUAUCAUUUAUAGAGUUGUAUUGAGUAUUGACCUAAAUCAUCUUUUUUCUUUCUUCAAAUUGAUUUUUUUGGGGGUCAUUACCGGUAACACAUUUUGACUGUGAGCUGUGAGCAAUAAUACAGAUAUGAACUGAGAGAUAUGUAUCAUUUUUCUUUGCUAAAAUGAUCAAAUCCCGCCGGUUCCAAGAUUUUUUCCGACUUGUUUUUCAAUUACAGAUCAAUCAGUCGAUCUUAUUUACUGGGUGUAAGCCACAAAUAUGUUUAAACUAUUAAAAUGAUGAAGUUUGAUGCAAACAGAAUUGUGUUAACAUCAGAUGGUAUGAAAAUAAUAAUUUCCUUUUCUAUAAUGUUGUAUUAGGGUAAUGAUUUAAACCAAUAUCUUUAUCCAUUACAGUAUACGUUAAUAUGAAUAAAAUGCAAGAUUGUGAUACAACAGUG
Molecule: messenger RNA, 2521 nt
Organism: Strongylocentrotus purpuratus (purple sea urchin)
Lineage: Eukaryota; Metazoa; Echinodermata; Echinoidea; Camarodonta; Strongylocentrotidae
Gene: mrpl4
Product: 39S ribosomal protein L4, mitochondrial
Exons: 9
Coding region: 100-1134 (344 amino acids)
Biological process (GO): translation
Cellular component (GO): ribosome
Molecular function (GO): structural constituent of ribosome
Source: RefSeq, a predicted model, not a curated record